This is a messenger RNA of Homalodisca vitripennis (glassy-winged sharpshooter), 1262 nucleotides long. RefSeq names its product ribosome-recycling factor, mitochondrial-like. Gene Ontology annotation, molecular function: ribosomal large subunit binding. The transcript has 6 exons. The record is from RefSeq and is a predicted model, not a curated record. Lineage: Eukaryota; Metazoa; Arthropoda; Insecta; Hemiptera; Cicadellidae. Gene Ontology annotation, biological process: translation. The coding region runs from base 342 to 1193 and encodes 283 amino acids. Gene Ontology annotation, cellular component: mitochondrion.
UUGUAUGAUAUACAUUGUGCAUUAACAGUGUGGUUAUAUUAAAGUGAAUGGAAAUGAACAUUUUGUGUUGAUUAGCUAAGUUUGAACAAUGCCAUACAAUAGAUUGUGAUAGCCUAUUAGUGUAUUGAAAGAAACCAAAUUAUUUUAUUAUAAACAAGAUUGAUUCUAAGCUGAAAGUUGGCAACAGUGAUAUAAAAUAUCAAGGAUCUGAAACGGUUUGAAACUUAAUGAAAUAUAUGCCAAUAUAUUGAGCUAAAAAUUACUUCUAAUCUAGCCUUCAGUUUAAAACUGUUACUUAAUGAACUGCAAUUGACUUAUGUAAACCCUGAGGAAAAAGAGCUAUGGCAUUGAGGUUAAUUUUAAGUAAUAGACUUCAGAGUUUUACCUCGAAAAGAAUGUACCAGCCUUUUCUACACAUGAGAAGUUUGGUUAAAUGCAACACCUCAUUGUAUCAGUCAGAUCUGUGGAUGAGUUAUUCUACCUUACAACAUUACUGGGUUGGAAGUUACAAACUCGUAAAUUCCAACACUUUGACUGGCAACCAAUCUGUCCGUCACUAUGCCAAAUCAAGGGACAAGAAAAAAAGUGAUAAAGGUCACAAGAAGAAAGUUCAAAUUAAUAAAGAAUUACUUGCCGAGGUAAUCAAUGUUUCGGCCAUGCAAGAACAAAUGCUAGGUGCAAUUGAGAAGCUAAAAAAUGAUUUUGUCAAAAACUUGUCAUUAAGGUCAACAUCAGGUUCUAUUGAAACACUUCCAAUAACAUUUGAGGGCAAAGAUUACAUUCUGCAGGAUCUCGCCCAAGUUGUGCGCAAGAACCCAAAAACUGUGGUUAUCAACAUGGCCGCUUUUCCCCAAGCCAUCCCCACUGUGGUUCAGGCCAUCAGCAAGUCCGGGAUGAAUUUAAACCCACAACAAGAUGGUACUUCACUUUUUAUUCCAAUUCCAAAAGUUACUAAAGAACACAGAGAAUCUUUAUCCAAAAAUGCCAAAGCAUUAUUCAUAAAAUGCCGGGAUGGUAUAAAAGAUUCACAGAACAAAUUCAUAAAAGCUGUAAAAAUCAAAGAGAAAGAUGGUCUUUCCCAGGAUACAGCCAAUGAGAUCACGAAUUACAUUACACAAGUGGCGACAGACCAUAUCUCCACAGCAGAGAAAAUGUUAGAAGCAAAGCAACAAGAGUUGUUAAAUGAGGCAUAGCCUUAACAAAAGACUGUUGUCAUCAAGAAACUUUAGGUGUACAUGUCAAUAAACUUUAUUUAUAAUUGA